ACAGACGGACACCAGCCGCCCCCCCGCCGCAGAGACCUCGCCUCGGCCCCCUCCCCCCGCGGCCCGGCCCAGGGGGGGCUGCCCCGUGCCCGACCCCCCCCAAUGAGAUUUUUCAGGCUGACCUUCAAGUGCUUCGUGGAUUGCUUCUGACCCCCCCCCGCGGCUGCAGCGACCCCCCGCCCCCAGCACCCCCCGGCGCCCCUCCCCCCCCAGCUCCUCUCUUUGCAAGGGGGGGGAGAGAUUUUUAAUUGCAGCCCCUUUCUUCCCCCCCCCCCGGCCAAGACCCGGAUCCUGACCCCCGCCUCGUAAAUUGGGGGGGGGCCCGGAGCCCUCCACCGCAGCGCCCACAGACCCCCCCACCCCUCUGGGGGGGCCGAACCCGCCCCCCCACCGGACCAUGAGCAAAGGGGACGUGCUGGGGAACGGGGUGUACAGCGUCCCUCUGGGGGGGGCCAUGUGCCAGGAGCCGGAGGAGGGGGGGCUGGUGGCGGUGUCCCGCAAAGGGGACCGGGGGGGAGCCCUGCCGGCCCCCCCGCCGCCCCCCGCCGCCGCGCCGCCCCCGCGCGAGACCUGGACGCGGCAGAUGGAUUUCAUGAUGUCCUGCGUGGGCUUCGCCGUGGGGCUGGGCAACGUCUGGCGCUUCCCCUACCUGUGCUACAAGAACGGCGGAGGUGUCUUUCUGAUCCCCUACCUGCUCAUCGCGGUGCUGGGGGGGGUCCCCAUUUUCUUCCUGGAGAUUUCGCUGGGGCAGUUCAUGAAAGCCGGGAGCAUCAAUGUCUGGAACGUCGCACCCCUGUUCAAAGGCCUGGGCUUCGCCUCCAUGGUGAUCGUGUUUUACUGCAACACCUACUACAUCAUGGUGCUGGCCUGGGGCUGCUACUACCUGGUCAGCUCCUUCAGCGCCCCCCUGCCCUGGGCCACCUGCGGCCACACCUGGAACACGCCCGAGUGCGCCGAGAGCUUCCCUCCGCCGGGCUGCGCCGGCAACCGCAGCUGUGAGCCCGAGGGGCGCUCGCCCGUGCUGGAGUUCUGGGAGAACCGGGUGCUGCGGCUCUCGGGCGGCCUGGAGGUGCCGGGCGCCAUCAACUGGGAGGUGACGCUCUGCCUGCUGGGCUGCUGGCUGCUGGUCUACUUCUGCGUCUGGAAGGGCGUCAAGUCCACCGGGAAGAUCGUCUAUUUCACUGCUACAUUCCCCUACGUGGUGCUGAUCGUGCUCCUGAUCCGGGGGCUCCUGCUGCCCGGCGCCGGCGCCGGGAUCCUCUAUUAUCUCAAACCCGACUGGGCCAAGCUGGGCUCCCCCCAGGUCUGGAUCGACGCGGGGACUCAGAUCUUUUUCUCUUACGCCAUCGGCCUGGGCGCCCUGACAGCCCUGGGCAGCUACAACCGCUUCAACAACGACUGCUACAAAGAUGCCAUAAUCCUCGCCCUGAUCAACAGCGGGACGAGCUUCUUCGCCGGCUUCGUGGUGUUCUCCAUCCUGGGCUUCAUGGCGGCGGAGCAGGGGGUCGACAUCUCCAAGGUGGCGGAAUCCGGGCCUGGCCUGGCAUUCAUUGCGUAUCCCCGAGCUGUCACCCUGAUGCCCGUCGCUCCCCUCUGGGCGGCUCUGUUCUUCAUCAUGCUGCUGCUCCUUGGACUGGACAGUCAGUUUGUGGGGGUGGAGGGUUUCAUUACAGGGAUCCUGGACUUGCUCCCGCCCAGCUGCUCGUUCCGGUUCCAGCGGGAGGUGACGGUCGCCCUGAGCUGCAUCCUCUGCUUCUUCAUCGACCUCUCCAUGGUCACCGAGGGGGGUAUGUACGUCUUCCAGCUCUUCGACUACUACUCGGCCAGCGGCACCACGCUGCUCUGGCAGGCGUUCUGGGAAUGCGUCGUGAUUGGCUGGGUGUACGGGGCCGAUCGGUUCAUGGACGACAUCGCCUGCAUGAUCGGCUACCGGCCCUUCCCCUGGAUGAAAUGGUGCUGGAUGGUUCUGACGCCCCUCAUCUGCCUGGGCAUUUUCCUCUUCAACGUUGCCUACUACAAGCCGCUGAUCUACAACCAGACGUACGUGUACCCGUGGUGGGGCGAGGCCCUGGGCUGGGCCUUCGCGCUCAGCUCCAUGCUGUGUCUGCCGCUCACCGCCCUGGCCAAGCUGCUCCGCGCCAAGGGGUCGCUGGCCGAGCGCUGGCAGCGGCUCACCCAGCCCGUGUGGGGGCUGCACCACCUGGAGUACAAGCUGCCCGAGGGGAACGUGGGGGCUCUGAGCAGCCUGAGCCCCCGCGCCGAGGACAUGGGGAAAGUCGUCAUCCUGGAGAGCGUCAUGUGACCCUGAGCGCCGCCCCCGGCUGGGGGGCCCCCUUGCCCCCCGUACCGUGUGCCACUCAAAUCAUACAGCCGCUCCAUGGGGGGGCAGGACCCCUGCAAACCAGCCCGGACGCCUGGGUUCUCCGGGAGGGGAGCUCCCCCGUUUG
Messenger RNA from Mauremys mutica (yellowpond turtle), 2447 nucleotides. RefSeq names its product solute carrier family 6 member 8 (gene SLC6A8). Gene Ontology annotation, biological process: sodium ion transmembrane transport. Gene Ontology annotation, cellular component: membrane. The record is from RefSeq and is a predicted model, not a curated record. Lineage: Eukaryota; Metazoa; Chordata; Testudines; Geoemydidae. Bases 398 to 2302 code for a protein of 634 amino acids. The transcript has 13 exons.